AUGAGAGCUCAGACGUCGGCCAUGCGAGGAGGAUGGGAUUGUGGGAUCCAGGCGACGCUCUUUUUCGCACAAAUCAGGUCCUGUUGUGCUCGGUCCUGCGUCAUCGUACGCGUCCCGCGGGACCUCUCGGGCCGUGUCAGCGCGCUCCUGGACAAGCGCGUCGCGGGGCAUCGGCUAGGGGAGCAAGCACGCGCGAUAUCGAGGAGACGCGACGACGGCAUGUGUACGGUACCCAUCUUACAGGGCUGCCUUCUACGCGACUCCCCUCAAGCCGCUCAUGCAGCGUACGCACUCCCGGACUUUGAUCGUGCUCGUAAAACCGAGGACAAGCUCUAA
Molecule: messenger RNA, 336 nt
Organism: Trametes versicolor FP-101664 SS1
Lineage: Eukaryota; Fungi; Basidiomycota; Agaricomycetes; Polyporales; Polyporaceae
Exons: 6
Coding region: 1-336 (111 amino acids)
Source: RefSeq, a predicted model, not a curated record